Gilbertella persicaria is the source of this 237-nucleotide messenger RNA. RefSeq lists its product as uncharacterized. The annotation marks the transcript as partial. Lineage: Eukaryota; Fungi; Mucoromycota; Mucoromycetes; Mucorales; Choanephoraceae. The record is from RefSeq and is a predicted model, not a curated record. The transcript has a single exon.
CACAUAGAAACAUUAAAGAAAGAGGGUUAUCUUAUCAUAGGAUAUGCCCGUAAAUCUAAGCAAGACGUUGAUCUUCAUGUUCAAGUACGCUUACUUCAACUGAUGGUAGAUCGAUUGCAAGAACGAUCUUUAGUUGACAAAACAUUUGUUUCCGUAAACAGCAGCUCCAAUGAUCCUCUUAUCCAAAGAGAUUCCAAACCCAAUGAUAUCAUAAAGAAAUUGAGCAAAAAAAAUUAA